This is a messenger RNA of Arabidopsis lyrata subsp. lyrata, 1797 nucleotides long. Its product is annotated as putative F-box protein At3g03730. Gene Ontology annotation, molecular function: protein binding. The record is from RefSeq and is a predicted model, not a curated record. Lineage: Eukaryota; Viridiplantae; Streptophyta; Magnoliopsida; Brassicales; Brassicaceae. The coding region runs from base 120 to 1301 and encodes 393 amino acids. The transcript has a single exon.
CAUAGUUUAAAAGGAAAAAUCAAAUAAUAUGUUAAUUCAAUAUUAUACAAACGAAAGGGAAGCGUUCUUUAAUUAGGUUUUUUUACUUGGCCGUGACACAGAAGAAACAGAAGAAGGAGAUGAGCGAUUCCAACGAAAAAAAGACAUGCAACGAUUCAAAGCAGCCGAUACUUGUCCCGGACUUGGUUAGAUUGGUCUUGGAACGCUUGAGCUUUGUUGAUUUUCAUCGAGCUAGAUGUGUUUCUUCAGGAUGGUAUUCCGCUUCGAAAUCAUGCAUUGGAGGAACAAAUCCGACAGCUCCAUGGAUUAUCCUCUUUCCAAACGAACAUGUGAAAACCAACAACGAUUCGUGUAAGUUGUUUGAUCCUCGUGACCAUAGUUCAUACACAAUAAGAGAUCUCGGGUUUGAUAUGGUUAGGAGUCGUUGUUUGGCAAGUUCCGGUAGCUGGUUCCUUAUGUUAGACCAUAAAACUGAUUUUCAUCUCUUGAAUCUAUUUACUCGAGAGAGAAUUCCUCUUCCGUCUCUGGAAUCAAUUGAUGGAUGGCAGAUGAAGUUUGUGAGAACCGGUGACUCUGAUUUCGAGAUGUCUAUGUAUUACAAAGCACAUGGACUUGUUUCUUAUGGUAAAAACAGCGAUCUUAGAAUAAGGGGUGCGGUUUUGUGGGUAGAUGAAAAAACCAGAGAUUACUUUGUUGUUUGGUUUCAUCAUAGCACUUUUGCAUAUCACAAGAAAGGAGGUGACAAUAAUAGCUGGAAAGUGUUUCAACCUUCAAAGCAUCAAGGAUGCCGCCAUAUGGUGUAUAAAGAAAGCAAACUUUACGUGCUUAGUCCAGCUCGAAAUAUUUCUGUGUUUGAUUUCUCCGGUGGUCAUUCUCCAGUGGAGUAUGCAACUCUCCCAUCUCCGAAAGAUUGUUAUGUCAGGAAUCUUGCUGUGACAUUGUCUGGAGAAGUUUUGAUCAUUUCAAGCAAUCCAAAGAAAUGCUUCUUCACCCUCUACAAGAUAGAUCCUAAAUCAUCAAAAUGGAGAUUAAUCAAGUCUAUAGGGGACGAAGCAUUGAUUUUGGACCUAGGAAUAACGGUUGCAGCCAAAGAUGGAGUUAUGAGAAAUUGCAUAUAUUUUAGUCAUGAUGAUUUACAUAGAUAUAAAGGGGUUAGUCUAUGCAAUGAUGAUAAGUACGGUAUUUGCGUCCACCCUAUUAAAACCAAGAAAAAGGUCCAAGUGUUUGAACAUCUUACUACUUCAUCGCCAAUACCAUUCAAGGAUGCUCGUUGGUUUUUCCCCACUUUUGGUGGAAAGUAGUUUGCUCUAAAACUAUAUCAAGUUUUGUCCUUUGGUAAGGGUUGAUUAUUAUUUUUUAUAUUGUGGAACAAGACUGUGUUGCUAGUUUUCUUUUAUGUUUUUGAACUCAAAAAGGUUUGAAAACCAUAGUCAAAUAUAAUAUCUAUAUCAGAUUUAUAGAAUAUAUAUUUUAUAUAUUUUUCGAAAGGGAACAUCGUUUUGGUUUGGAUAUUAUAUUGGACGAGACAACGAGUGAUAGUGUUUUCUACUUACUGGUUAAACUAACUACAUUUUAUUUUAAAUGAAAUAAUUGAUAUAUCAGUAGUAUUUGGGCGUAAACUAUUGGUUUAAAUGAAAUAACUGUAUAAUUUACAUCAUUCUUUUUUUUUGGUUCAGUCGUUCAGAGAAGAAAAGUUUAUUUUUCUCCUGCAAAUAAAACUUUACAUCACUGUUAUUUAGACAACCUUUUUACAUUGCGAUUAAGAAUAAAGAAGUAUAGUUUAGACAAUUUUAUUUG